AUGAUCUGGACAGGUGCUCCGACACACCUCGCUCGUGGGCUAGGUGGCUCCUCCUGGGGCAAGCGGCUGCUUUUGCUGCUGCUGGUGACUUCCCCUCAGUGGGUGCUUGGGCCCAGGCCUGGAGCGACGCCUCGCGACCGAAGCAACCUGGACCGUGGGCGCGUCACCCCGGCAACAGCGAGAGUGCGCACAGGCCUGUGGGACAGCUUCCUGCAGUGGUGGAGCGAGGAAGAGAUCACAAGCACGCCAUUGACAGAGUGGGUGCGACGGAACCCGAUCGACUUUUCCCUGCAUCUGGAGGAAUACGGACGAGUCCCCUACGAGAAAGAGGAACCGAGAAGGAACUUUGCAGAAACAGUCAACACAGUGAACCAGAAGUUUCCCUUCCUGAAGAGCUUUAUGGCUGGACCCUGGGGGCUUUUAACCACCUGGGAAAUCCUUCACCCGAGUCACGUACAUCCGCCGAUGCCACUACCGCUCCUCAAAGCGGUAGUGGCAACGGCGUUGAGCUGGGAUUGGACGCGAUUUGCCCUCAUGCUUUUGAUAGGGUUCCUCGGUUUAUUGAGACCUUGCGAACUAUUCGGUUUGAGGGCCAGCGACUGCAUUCUCAGCAACGACAGUGGGUGUGCCAAUGUCAUCUUCUUAAGGUUGGAGUUGGUGAAAGCGAGGACUCGAGGUGCGCGGCGGCAGAGUGUACGCCUCGAGGAGCCCUUUGUCGUCGACUUCCUGCAAAGAUCUUUAAAUGUCAUGACAAACAGCGAGCGGCUUUGGAGCUACUCUCCAGGCCUGUUUCGCAGCCGCCUCAAGAUGGUCUUGAAAGAAGUGGCAGAUCAGCCCAAUCUGUGUGUUCCUAGAUCCUUGAGACCUGGCGGGGCGACUUACCUGUUUCGGUUGUGGCAAGAAGACCUAGUCCGGCUACAGUGGCGAGGGAGAUGGUUGCAUAUGAAAACUUUAGCUCACUACGUUCAGGAGUUGGGCUGUUGUAACGUCAUGCAAUCGUUGUCUCCCGGAGCCCUCAAGAAAGUACACCAGCUGGCAGCUCUGUGUGAGCCGGCUUGCGCAGAAGUGGUGCUGGAGGUAGACUUAGUGUCACAAGUUGAACGGCUUGUUCGACAAGUCAAGGUGGGUCGGCUUCGUUUGCAGCCCCGGGAUCUUGAGGUGUCACACUGA
Messenger RNA from Symbiodinium sp. CCMP2592, 1170 nucleotides. The record is from the annotation of a GenBank genome assembly. NCBI's taxonomy places the organism in Eukaryota, Dinophyceae, Suessiales, Symbiodiniaceae.